Dermacentor andersoni is the source of this 14361-nucleotide messenger RNA. RefSeq lists its product as uncharacterized. The record is from RefSeq and is a predicted model, not a curated record. Gene Ontology annotation, molecular function: lipid carrier activity. Gene Ontology annotation, biological process: lipid transport. Lineage: Eukaryota; Metazoa; Arthropoda; Arachnida; Ixodida; Ixodidae.
ACCGUUGUGGCAUCGCCACCGUCGCGUCUCACCAAAACCCUCUUAUAUCUUUUUCUCUCCCGUAACCUGCCCUAUCAUUCCUUCACGAAGAGGAGAACCGCAGACCAAGCACCUCGGAGCUGUGGGUGUCGUCAGGGGGGACUCGCUCUUUUUGUGCUUCGGGACGGACGGAUGUGACCGUGGCCUGGAGGCAACACUUUCGCCAUGAAGCCCGUCAUCGUGCUGCUCUGUGCCGCGGCUGCACUAGCAGGUCCUGUUGAACGCAGUAAAACCUGCUCGAGGCAUUGCACGGAGAGCCGCAAGUUUACCUACCAACCAAGCACGACCUACGUCUACGACUAUGCGUCGACAACUGAAACCGCAGUCCAAGGCACGACCUCUCAGAAGGUGGCCGUCCAUAUAAAGUGCCAGGUCGAAAUUGAGCCCUUGGGAUCGUGCGACUUCUUGCUUCAGAUUCGGGGCACCACCCUGGAGGAGGAAGACCCCUCGCGGCCUGGACAGCGGAGACCCUCGCCGAGCCUGGCCGAGCUCAGGGAUGCCCUGGAGCGGCAGCCGCUUCGCUUCUCGUACCAGGACGGCCGCGUGGACAACCUGUGUCCUGCGCAGGGCGAGACUCCGCGGGCUCUGAACAUCAAGAAGGCCAUCCUGUCCUUGCUCCAGAACAGCAUGAAGGAGCUGGAAGUGAGCGAAGACGUGAACGAGCUCGACAUCGCUGGAAGGUGUCCCACGAUCUACGAGACGCUCCCGAAAGGCUGGUCCUCGACGAGCGUACGCCGGAUCAAGGACCUCUCUCAAUGCAAGGACCGCGAGAGCACAGUCACUGCUUUGCAGGCUUCGUCAGUGGACGACAACCUGCGGUCAGCGCCAGUGGUCAAGGGUCGCCAGGAGUGCAAGCAGGUCUUCCAGAAUGGCCUCGUCGACAGCGUCGAGUGCAAGGAGUCGCACGUGGUGCGCCCCUUCUCCAAGAGCGAGAACGGCGCUCGCACUGACGUCACCCAGAGGCUCAACCUGCGCAGCCAGCGGAGGGCGCAGGGACGCCGGCCAGCGUACAGUUCAGAAACCGAGACUGACCUGUUGUUCGACCAUGACUACGAGGUCGAGGAGUCUUCUAGUUCGCUGCAACGUGCUGAGAGCGCACUACGAGCCAUCGCCGAGUCAGCAGGAGAUGCCGUCAAGUCCUCUUCGCCCGGACUGUUCACCGAACUUGUGUUCAGCCUGCGCAAACUGACCAUCACCGACCUGCAGAUCCUGUUACGUAAAGCCGAAAGCAUGUCACCAAAGGCCAAGAAAUUUUUUGUGGACUCCCUGCCAGCUGCCGGCAGCCCUGCCGCCAUCCGCAUGAUGACUGACUCCAUGAUCUCAGGUCAGGUCGCCGGAAUCGACGCCGACAUUUGGCUCACAUCCCUGGCUUUCGUAUCGAAGCCCACGUCGGAAAUGAUCGAGCACGCUCUGCCUCUGCUGAAGCUGGAGCGAUCUCAGGCCUACCUCGGAUUGUCCACGAUGGCCUACGCCUAUUGCCGCAACAACGCGAACUGUGCCACGGACCGCCCCAUCAAGGAGCUCGUCCGCGCUCUGUACCUGACCCUUGGCGAGAACUGCUACGCCCGCGACGACCGCACGACGCUAAUGGUGUUGAAGGCUCUCGGCAACUUGGGCCAGUCUGAAGGCGCAGAGGAGACGCUGUACCGCUGCUUCCAGAACCCGCAGCUCGACAUCGAGAUUCGUCUAGCCGCCGUGCAGGCAUUCCGCCGCUUCGACUGUGAUAUACCGCGCAACCAGAUGCUGAGCAUCUACCAGAACGUGCACGAGAACGUUGAGCUGAGGAUCGCCAGCUACUUGGCCGCCAUCCGAUGCCCGAGCAGCCCAGUCAUCGACGCCGUCAAGGAGACGCUGCGCACGGAAUCCAUCAAGCAGGUGGGCUCAUUCGUGUACUCUCACGUGCGCAACAUGGCCCGCGAGCCAAGCGCCUACCAACGCGAGUACCGGGCCAUCGCCAACGACCUGUCGCUGAGGAACCGCUUCGAGCUGGACUUCCGCAAGUUCUCGCGCAAUGUCCACUACCGCAUGUUCUUCGACCCGCUGGACACGGGCUUCGAGCUUGACGGCGACGUCAUCUACACGCCGGACUCGUACUACCCGAGGAGCGCGCGCGUCGCCACCUCCUUCGACAUCUUCGGCAAGAAAGUGGACCUGUUCGAGGCCGGUGCCCGUGCGGUGCACCUGGAGAAGAUCGUCGAGCAGUGGAUGCCGAGCGACAGCCACAACGCGGUGCGCGCCAAGAGAGCCAUCAGCGACAACAAAAUCGACGAGCUAGACAGAAGGUUCGCCAUCAAGUCCAAGUACAGCGGCGAGCCAAAGGCCUCCGCGUACGUCAAAUUCUUCGGCAACGAGAUCGCUUCGCUGCAACUGGCCGCCGGCACGGCUAGCCCCUACAGCGACCUCGUGCAGUGGCUCUCGCGCCUGUCCGACCCCAGGGGUCUGGACCUGAGCAAGAGCGUCCUGUUCGCCGACACCACACUCACGGUGCCCGCCAGCAGCGGUCUGCCGCUUCGAGUGUCGGUCAACGGCUCGGCCACCGUCGCCCUCAAGGUCGGCGGAAGCUCGCAGUUCCGCAAGGGAUCCGUCGACGUCACCGGUCUCAUCAAGCCCAGUGGUGCCGUUCAGCUGGCGAUGCUUAUGAGCGUGGAUGCCCACAAGUCCACCUCUGGAGUGCGCAUGGUAGCCACCAUGUCUUCUUCCUGGUCCGUGGACGGCUCCCUGCAGAUGCAACAGGGCCAGGCCAUCAAGGCGAAGCUCAACAUGCCGGAGAAGGAGAUGGAGCUCAUCGACGUCAAGAGCAAGAUAUUCCUGGUGAACGGCGCCUCGGAGCUGGAGCACCGCAACGAACCGCAGAAGAAGCUGGAGGCGGAGGCGUGCACGGGCUCGGCCGUGGAGCGGGCGCUGGGCCUGCGGCUGUGCGGGCGCGCCGAGUUCCCGGUGUCGAGCCAGACGUACCGCUCGCCCAUGUACCCGUUCAGCGGCAACGCCGAGCUGAGCCUGCGCCUCGUCAAGGCCGAUCCGACCCUGACGUCGUACGAGUUCGAGUCCAGCUUGACGAACACCAAGGACCUCUUGAGCGCCGUUCUGAGCGUGAACACGCCGGGAACCAAGACGGAUCGCGAGAUCACGGCAUCGCUGCAACACAACCUGCGGGACGGCACUGUGGCGCUGAAGCUGAAGACGCCGCCAAAGAAGCUCGCCAUCGAAGGCCAGUACAAUUUCGACGAGAAACUAAAGAAGCUGAACCUGCAAGCCAAAGCGGACGAUGAGGCCUUCCUUAAGCUUAUCACCGAGCUGAGGGCAGAUGCUUCUUCGGGUGACGACGGUAUGAACAAGUACACGCACGUGACCGAAGUGACUUACCACGGCGAAAAGAUGGUGCUCGUCAACGGCCAAUGGGCAGCCGCCAAGGGCCGCAAGUACAGCGGCAGCGUCAGCAUCGAGAAACUCACCGAGCAGCCCGUCCAGAUGACAAUGGACCUGGACCUGACGGACAAGCGUCGCGUGCGCUACGAAGGCUCCGUGCGCUCGUUCUUCGUCAACGGCGCCGUCAGUGGCUACACUCAGACAGGAGACAACUGGUCCACCAAGGCCGACGGAGAGCUCAGCCUCAUGGGCGGCCGGGUCGAGAAGGUCGGCUUGACGGCCAAGUUCCGCGACCUGUCGUCGGGCUCGCUGGCCAAGUACAGCGGUGCGGCCUCCUUCCAGAACACUCUCCACCCGGCGCUCAACACGGAGCUGCAGUGGGACUGUCAGAGGACCGACGGGCAGCUCGAGAACUCGCUCCAGAUCGUGCGCGGCGAAGGUGGCAAGAAGGGCGGCAACACCAUCAAGCUCCAGCAGAUUGCUCGCUACACUGGAACACUGGCAAACAACAACGCGGGUCUCUCGCUCAAGCUGAAAUACCCUCAGAAGCGUAUUGAUUGGCAACUAGAGAUGAAGCACGAAAACACACCAACCAGCCUCGUUAAUCGCAUGGACAUAACAUACGCUCCCUCAAGGCAGAUCAACACCGUCAUUGACAUUUCGACUUCGCCUGAGGCCAAGGCCAACCUCCAGCUCGCCUAUCCGGGCCGCGAAAUGAGGAUGAGUGCCAACUACCACAGCAGCACUUCAGAUGAAUACCGUGGCGACGUCCUCCUGCAGUGGAACAGCGACAAAAAGAUCGAGGCAUCUGGAACAUUCAAGCCUGGUUAUGACAGACGUCAGUACAGCCCCAGUUUCGAGGCUGAGAUACGAAUUCCGAACAAGCGUCCCGUCACCGUCAGUGGAUCGUUGCGGGCGUCCCGAGGAUACUACUCCGUCAACGCUGCGUCGCAGUGCAGCCGCGGGAAGUACGAGCUGAACGGUUCCUAUCGCUCCGCGGAUGCCUACAACCACAACGUCGAACUUAGGGUGAACACACCCUACGACAUUUACUCGGCAGCCGGAGGUAUGAAGACUACCUCGGAGAAAAUUGCCGCCAAUGUCAACAUGAAGCUCGGACGUCACCGCGACGUACUAGCCACUGCUGAGCUUACGGCGUCAAGACAGAGCAGAACAAUCAACGUCGAAUGUAAGUGGGAUGCCGCCCGCGACGCCUCAAGGCGCGCCAGCAUCAAUGCCGAAGUCACUCGAGUCCCGGGAGGAUACAACGCUAAGUUCGCUGUCAAGUGCCCAAAGCAGGACAUCCGAGGAAGCGUGGCCACAAAAAUCGAAGGCAGGGCAGACACACCACUUCGUGUGAGCAGCAGCGGAGAGCUCGAGUGGAUGCCACGUAAGAAGAUGACUUACGCUACCAGCCUGGACUGGAACCCCGACUACAGGCGACGUGCUCUCAAGGCCGACGCUCAAAUUACUACCCCGUUCUACUCUGUCGACAAAAUCGGUUUCGUGUUGACCCACAACGACGACGGCCGGGAGUGGAACACGGAAGCCAAAAUGACGCUCCCAAGAAACCGCAUUCUCGCUCUUUCCACCGACGGUCUUUUCCAAUCAGACCGAGCCCGCAGAACCGCUCAAGCAACAGUGAAGCUUCAGACACCAUACAAUAGUCAGUACAGCCUGGAAGCUGUUCACGCGGCGACCUACUACGACACUAACAACAAGAUUUCUCUUCGGUGGGCCGAAGACAAGGUUCUUUCCGCCGAAGCCAGUGGCGCCUACGGCCGCGGAUUCCUAAGGGCGAAGGCCGAGGCUUUGACUCCCGUACCAGGGUACGAGAGGUUGACCGCUUCACUGGAGCACACACACGCGCCUGAAAGCAUCAAGUGCCAGGCUGUCGCGCAGUGGACGAGCUACAAAAGAAUUACUCUUGACAUUGAUGGACAGGUGAACAGGAAUGGUGAGAAAGGUAGCCUCGAUGGAAAGCUACGUGUAACGACACCGUUUCAGGGUGCGGAGCAAUUGACAUCGCAGCUCAGCUUCAGUAAUGACGCACGCAAGACUAUCGCCGACUUCGAGGCCGCCCGAAACAGGGAUAAGAUUGCCGGUGGAUUCAUGAUGACUCUCUCGAAAUCGCGCUAUGACGUAGCCCGCGAAAUGAAAAUACAUCUUGCCAGCCCAAUGCACGGAUACGAAAACCUUGAAGCAAGCGGAUCGUACUCGGUCAACCCGGAGAAGUUCAGUGCUGUCUUGUCGGCACGACUCCCCUACAGCAAGAAGGUGUCGAUGCGAAGCGAAGGUAGAAUCGGAUCCAUCCACGACUUCACUUCGCUUCUCCACGUCCAGCUACCUGUGCGCAACUUCGAACGAAUUAACAUCGAGGUCUCCCACGCUGCCACAAAUCGCAACGUUAAGUCCACCGGUCAUCUAGUCGUUGGACCUAAAACGUUCACCCUGGAAGCGAACGGUGAUUACGUAUUUGGUCGAGGAAGCCAUGAAAUCACGGGAAAAAUGCUGAUCACAACGCCAAUUCGAGAUUACCAACAGAUAAGCAUUGACUUGAAGCAGACGAGAUCAGGCAUCAACUAUGACACAAGCUUCCAAUGUACAAGCAGCAGCUCAUCGCUCACCUUGAGCCACCACCUCAUGAUUCGAGACAUCGGAAACUUCGAGCACAGUCUUGAGUUGUCAACGCCAUUCGCUGCCCUACCAACGCUAAACAUCAGGAACAAGAAUCAGGUCCAGAGAAGUAUAGUCCACCACAACAGCGAAAUGGAAUGGCAAAACAAUAGGAUGCUGUCGCUGACAAUCGACGCUUCUGCCACGCAGUCCCGCUACGCCAACGAAGCGGAGGCCAAAAUUCAAAUGUUUUCGCCGUGGCGUGCCCUUAACAGUGCUACUGUAAAUGCUAAGUACAGUUCUAACAGCCAAGAAGUCGCACCAAAAAUUAACGUGGAAUGGAACCGCAACAACUUCAUGUCAAUUGAUGGUACGCUCAGAACACGAGGCUACCUUGUUGCUGAAGGCAAGCUAGCACUGUCUAGCACAAUCAGGCCACUUCAAGCUAUAACGCUUAACGUAAAAUAUGAUAUCGCCAACGAGCAGAAGUCUGGCGAAAUGUCCGUACAAUGGGAUCCUCGGCCCGAAAAUAUCAUCACUCUCACGGCCACGGGUUCGCGUAGACAUCGCAGUGCCGACAUAGAUUUCUCUCUCACCACUCCCAUUCGAGGCUACGAGCGAAUCCAACUGCUGGGAAACGUGGCAGCUGACGAGCGAAAAAUAAACGGAUUGUUGUCAUUGGCGUCCCAGUGGAAAAAAUACGAACUAACAGCUGAGCUCAAGAACACGCGCUUUGGUUCUGCCAUAGAAAUGUCACUGAACACUCCUCUCCGCGGCCUUGAGAAACAAAAGCUGUAUGGUGAAUAUAACGUUCACUCCAACAAGAUAACCUCAAAAAUCAACGCGGAAUGGCAGGGAAAAACAAUCAAUGCCGAGUCUGAAGUGCUGAAAACUGAGAGCGAAGUAAAGGCGAAUGUUAUCAUCAAUACGCCAUUCCAGGUCAUGAAAAACAUUCACAUGACUCUAAGUGGUAGUUCUCUCCCAACCUCCAAGACAAUUGCUGGUGCAGUUCAAUUGGACAAGCAAAAGUUUGAGCUUAACGGCUUUUUGGAUACUUCCAGCCGCUCGGUAAAGCUAGAGUUCCGAAGCCCUAUUGAAAGCAUGGAAUUACUUCAGUUUAACAGCGACCUGCAAGAACACAGUCGAAACAUCAAAGGAAAUCUCUCUCUGCGUUGGUCUCCAAAUGGCGCCAUCACGCUAAAAACUGAAUCGGUGGGUCCAUUUUCUUACGAUAUCGUUCUGACGACUCCCUUCGAGGGAUACCGCCGGUUAAGCCUACGCACUUCCCUCGAUCUUGCUCGAGAAAACAAGAGAGCAAGUAUUGUACUGGAAAAGGAGAGCCAAAAGAUUUCUUUGACAGGAUUCAUUGUUUACACUGAACGGGAGUCGCGGAUUGACAUUGACCUGGCAACCCCUAUUGAGGCCCUGGAAUUUGUGAAAAUAUCCGGAGACCUCAAGUCGAACGGCAUGAGUGACGUAAAGGGGUCGCUCGUGCUUAAAUCUCCCAUCAGCCUCUUCGGAGACUUGAACUUCCUUGCUGAAUAUCAGAAACUGGAGCAGUUGGAGCGAUUGCUGCUGUCUGCUAACGCCGUCUCUUGGAAGUAUGAGAUUAGUGCAAGACGGUCAUUUAAUGACAUAUCUAUGACAGAGGCAAGCCUUCAUAGUGAGUACUCACCUAUCAACGAGAAGAGCUCCAUUUUAGAUAUAAACGUCAAGAGUGACGGUUUGAAGGUUAUUACCGGGAACUUUUUGCUUUCACAUAAUGGACGUGAUCAUUCCUUCAUGUUGAACUUGAAAAACCAUGGUCCAUACGAAGGUUCCAUUAAAAUUAGGUGCCCCAACUUGCCCGGAAACAGAGCAGCUUUGAGCUACGUCGUGAACGCUCCCAGUAAAUACUAUGUAGAUUUUAAGGUAACGGGCGAGCACGCACUGAAGACACACAUAAUCGACGGCAGCUUCGAGAACAGGUUCUCCGAGAUAGAGACGCAGCUCAGAGUGAACUGCCCUCUUCUUCGGCAGGGACCCGCGGCUGCGCGUCUUCUCCUGUCAUCGGGGAGCCGCGACAGCGUCAAAGCUGUGCUCAGCUUGGGCUUCGAACGGAACAUGAACACCAUCAGUGUCGAAAGCAACUGGGAUCACCGAAUGGCAAAGGGUAAGAUGGACAUUGAAUCCAGCUAUCUGCCCGGCGGCACAGUCAAGGCUGAAGGCGAUAUCACAAUGAACCGGCAAGGGGCUGUCCUCUCCGUCACUCUCGAAAACGCACGAGACACCCAUCGGCUCACCGGAAACUGGAAGCGUGUUUCUGGAACCGCCGACGCACAGCUCAGCAUCGAGUCUCCAUUGCUCAGCUCCAGGACCUUGACUGGAAGUUUCAAUUUCAGAAACGACGACAGGAGUGGCCGCGUCGAAUGCUCGCUCAUCUUUUCCACACCACGCGAGAACUUCAAUACCUUCGUGGCCUUGUCGGCACGUGACCUCAACUCCAUGGAAGGCAACGUGAAAAUUGAAACGCCUUUUGAGAUUCUCCGCUUCGCCGACGUGAACGUCAGAUUUAGCAAUGUGCAAAACAGAGCUGUUGACUGGUCCUUGGCCAUAAAGUCUUCGGCCUCCUGGCUUCAAAACGCGGAUUUAUCGGGAAAAGUGCGAAGACAGGAAGGAUCCGUGGAGGCCACAAUCCAAGGACGCCUGCCCACCAGAACGCUCUCCAACUUCGAGUCAACUUUUGCAUGCACACACAACAGCGACUUCACAACCAUGUCACCUCGGUUGAGCAUCGUUAUCCCUGGCGUCGCCUACACAAGCGAAGCUGAAAUCCGGCUCUACCCUCGAGACUACUCCAUUAGCGCGAGCCACGAGUGGGGACCACGUCGCAAAAUCCUGGCUACUCUCGCUGUGAAGAAGCCAAAUGGAGCUUUCAGCGUGCACGCGGCCCUUACCACACCUUUCCAGAACAUGGAGCGUAUUGAGGCAGGCAUGACGUGUGGUAGGGAAGGAGAAAAGCGAACGUUCCGGGCGACAUACAAGGGACCGUGGAACCAGCUGUACGAACUACAGCACGCCAACAGCUACCACGGACCACUCAACUUCCUCUUCGACAACAGCCUUGUAACUCCUCAUGUCGGAUUCCGCUCAGUACACUUCAAAGUUCUGCAGCAGAGCAGUCGUUCCCGUCUGGUGACUGACAUCGAGUACAACCUCGAAGCUUCGAAGGCUGCUUUGCGCGUCGACCACGACCGAAGAGACCAGAAAGGCAGCAUCGUAGCGACCUCCAGCGCACAAAAGCUUCGUAGUCUCCGGGCAGCAUAUGAGCUCAGCCUCUACAAAGUGGACGGCGAAGUUAACCUCAAUGACGAGAAGGUUCUCAAAAUUUCUGGUGCUGCCGAGUACGUGAAAAGUCUUCGCGCUCACAGGUGCACCCUCUCUAUUCACGUACCAGCUCUGCGUCUCGCGGUCGAAGGAGGCUACAAACCCGUCAACUCCGGCAGUGAAUUCAACGCGAAGUUCAACUCGGCUCGGCGCAGCAUUGAACUGCAGACCCUCUGGCAGAACCACCCCUACAGUCUCGUCCAUCAGGCGUCGCUAAAAUGGGGUCAAGACCGCGGCGAAGAGUUCUCCUACGAUCUCAGAAGUACCCGCAGUACGCGGCGCGACCUGGCCAACACGGACGUGUCGUGCAAGGUUAACUUCCCCUUGAGGUCCUUUGAGGUGCGUGCCAGCCAAAGCCAGAGGAAGAACGUCGACAGUUUGUCCUGUGAGUUCUUUUGGGACGCCGCUCGCGACCAGAGUAAACACGUGACCUUGACAAUGGAACACCAGAACCUAAGCAGCAGAUCGGCUUGGGCGCACAAGAUUUCUGCCUCCAUCAAGCACCCAAGGCUUAACAAGGACAUCACAAUGCGCCUCGAAGGCUCCCUGAGCGGCGAAGAAGUGCACGGCAAGACGGAGCUCGAGUACUCGCCCGACGCGCGCCACAACGUGAUGCUCGAGGGCCGCCUGAAGAACCACGGACGGUCUCACGUGAGCGCCGAGCUGACCGCUCGCCAGCCGGUGUCCCUUAUGGACAUCCACACUGUUGCCGAACUGAAGAACGGCCGGGACGAGGCCUCGGCACAGGUCACCAUCAACUACAUGAACCGCAACCGCCAGAUGCGCGUGCAGGAGCUGAAGGCGUCCAUCUUCAAGCUUCGCCAAGCCAUCGACGUGCUCCUUCGAAGCGGACGCGACAGCAGCCAGCUCAAGGGUGAAAUGUACGAUCGGGGACAGGAGUUCGGAAUGUCCCUGCAGCACCAGUUGAACGAGCUUCCGCCAACCAAGACGCACCUGCGGGUGAACAAGCGGCACAGCAAUAUGGAGCUCGUGUUCACGGGAUCUGACGCGUCGACGGCCAAGAUGUCUGCCACGGCUUCGAUGGACAAGCGCGAGAUUCGGCUGUCGCAUACGACACUCGGACGCAGCGUGUCCGACAUCCUGAUCAAGUUGGGCCUGAAAGAAAAGCGUUUCCUGUCCUCCGAGGUCAGCUGGAGGCCCGAGCUCGCCAGAGAGGCUUCGGACUACGCCAUGGACAAGUACGACAGCAUGCGCAACCAGCUUUACGACAUCUGGCAGAGCUUCAGCGUCGAGACUCGGCAGGAACUGCGUGCCAAGCGCCUCAUCAUGGGGCAGUCCAUCAGCGCCGAGAUGCGGCCGCUGCUGCAGGACAUCGCCAACGACUGGCGCGCUCUGCAGUUCGAGGUCAGGAGAGCCGUGGAGACACUCAAGGAGCUCUACCGCCUGGACCAGUUCUACGCGAAGACAGUCGUGAACACCUGCGCGGGUGUUGUCGUUGCUGCCGGGCAAAUGGUUGCCGACACAUACCGCCUGGUGACUGCCGUGGGUGACUACGUGAUGCGCUACGCUUCGACCUGGCUCACGUUUGCGUGCGAGAACAUCGCUGACGUCAUGGAGCGCUUCGCCGAAUCGAGCCGCCGGACGCUGAUCUUCGCCGAGCGCCUGCUGAUCGUGUGCAUCAACCGCGCCGCCCUCGCCCUCUCCGAUGCCACCGAGUACCUCGUGAUCAAGCUGGAGAAGCUGAUGAGCAGCGUCGCCGAGCAGGUGGUCGACUUCUGCGAGCGCUACGGUCCCUCCACGGCCGGCGCCCGCGAGCUCCUUGACAGCGUCGCGGAGGCCAUCUCCGCGUACGCCAGCCCGCUGGCCGAGCGCAUCAUGAAGAACGCCAUGGUGCAAGGAAUGUGGCGCUACACGGAGCGCAUCGUGGCCACGCUGAACGCGUUCAGCGCCGAGUCCCUGACCAGGGGCUACCGUUACGCCUACGACACCGUGAGCAACGCUGUCGGCGAUGUGUACGAGAACGUCGUCUACCACCCGCACGUCCAGUACGUCAGCGAGGUCGCCAGCAGCGCCAUCAGGAAGGUGCGCGACGUGAGCGACCAGCUGGGUCUGCACGACGUGGCUGCAGCAGUGAUCGACAUGUGCGCCCAACAGGUCCAGGACAGCAUCGUCGAGGGCUUCACGGACGCCGUGCGCGAGUACUCGAACCUGCGCUCGGGGCUGCGCUACGAGUUCGCGCCGCAGCGCGGUGUCAUCCUCGCCGAGGUCCGGCUGCCCGCACAGAAGGAGAGCCUGCGUCAGGCCCUGGACGUGACCAGCUACCCCGAGUUCGACCGCCUCGUGGCCGUCAAGGAGCGCUUCUACGACUUGGGAGCCAACUCACUGUGGGACGCCUACUACCAGUACAGUCGCAUCGCUGACCCGCAGACCUGGAUGCCGCCUUUCAAGGCCCGUGCCUUGGUGGCUGGCUCUCAGCACUACCGCACUUUCGAUGGCUUCCACUUCGAGUUCGCCGGCGAGUGCAGUUACCUACUCGCCAAGGACUUCCUCAACGACAACUUCGCCGUGGUGAUCAACUACGCUCGCGACGGACAGCAAGUCACCAAGAAGUCCAUCACCGUGAUCACCGACGGCAGCCGCUUCGACAUCAGCACCGACUACAAGGUCACCAAGGCCGGCAGUAAGAUUGAGCUGCCAAUCCAGGUGGGAGGCACAACCAUCUACCGCGAGGGUCACGUGAUCACCGUCGAGAACAAGCGCGGCCUGAAGAUCAGCUGCAACCUGGCGUACGACCAGUGCGUGACUCAGGUGACCGGCGACUACUUCGGCAAGACCGGCGGCCUCCUGGGAACGUACGACUACGAGGACAAGCUGGACCUCAUGACGCCCGACAGGAAGAUCGUAGAGGACGCGACGGCGUUCGCCAGCGAGUGGGAAGUGGGUCAGGGACGCUGCCGCAGCCAGAGGAACCUCGCCCAGCCGGCAGUCACCCACCCGACGGCAACUGCGCUGUGCUCCAAGUACUUUGAGAGAGAGGAUUCCCCGUUCCGAAGCUGCUUCAAGAUGGUCGACCCUAAGCCGUACAUGAACAUGUGCCUCUACGACAUGAGCUCAGCCGGUUACAGCGACAUGGAGAGGAAGGUGUGCAUCAGUGCUGCCGCCUACAGGGAAGAGUGCCGCGAGUUUGGAAUUCCCCUGGACAUGCCCAGGACCUGCGUGCGUUGCUCGAAGCCCGACGGCAUGGAGAUGCUGGCUGGUGACAUCGCCACCGUCACGGACCAGGACUCGCACGCCUCCACUGCCGACGUGAUCUUCGUCGUGGAGCGCAAGCUGUGCAACAAGAACGUCAUCCCCAACCUGAUGCGCCUGGCCCAAAGCAUCGAGGAGCGGUACGCGGCUCGCGGCUUCGUCGACACCCGCUACGCCGUGGUGGGAUUCGGCGGCGACGGCAUCGCCGAGCAGCCCCACGUCGUGACGGCCGACGGCCAGAUCUUCAGCAGCAUCCGCGCUCUGGUGUCCGCCUUCGGAAGCCUCACCAUCGGCAAAGGCGAGAGCGACCCGUUCGCGGCGCUCGCCUACGCUGGCCAGCUGCCCGUUAGGAUGGCCUCAGCGCAGACUAUGAUCCUGGUCAAGUGCACCACAUGCAAGCCUGACGAUGACAGCUCCGUGUACGCCGACAUCUACCGCAUGCUCAUCGACCGCGGAGUCCACCUGCACAUUCUGGACGACGACGACUUCAACGUGCGCACGGCGUCCAAGCCGUCGAAGAGCAAGCGCAUCUUCGGCGUCGACCGAAGGUUGGCCUUCACGGUCAAGGACAUCAAGGACAUGCAGGGCGACGCCGAGCUCCACUCCCAGAUCCGGCUGCCCAAGGACUUCUGCGUGCCGCUCGCCCUGGAGAGCAACGGCACCCUGUUCAGCUCCAUGAAGAUGUUCGAGAAGCGCGCAGUCAACAAGAAGUUCGUGGACGUGAUGGCCCGGCGCGUGGCCGCGUCCAGCGCUCCCGACUGCCAGAUCUGCGAGUGCGUCAGCCUCGACGACGGCGUCGGCCAGUCGCUCUGCUCCCGCUGCGUGUCGCCCACGCUGGGACCCGUCAGAUCGCCUGACUUCUCGCCAAUGAUGUACGAGGAAAUGGUGGAGCGGAAAACCUACAAGAGGCCGAAGACAAAGAAGCUACGGACACAGGACCUGAAAUGAGCGCAUUUUUAAAGCAUUUAAGCAAUGCGCUACCCCGAAAGACUGAGAGAAGGAAAUCACUAUAAUUGUGAUUGAUACCUGGAGAAUGUGUAGCACAUAGAGGCUGAAUUCAUCGCGUUUUAGUUUUUCACAUUUAUUAUUCCUACGUUGCAUUUUUUAUUGAAGUCUCUUUUACAAUAAUGAAUUCAGCCUUUUUCCUCUCUCAGACUCUACCGCCGCUUCACAUUUAUUGCCACCAGCCCCACCGCGAUAUGUUCAAUGCAAUAAAGAUGUGAAAAAAAAACUGUACAACAACGUCAGUGUACAUGUUGUGUAUAGCCGUGUAGCAUCAAAAUAGUGGACGUCCCACCGCUUCGUGAAUUUAACGCAACCUGAGUAUAUAGGAAGUGCUUAGCAGGGAUCGGGGUGAAAAUGUCACUUUCAGUGUUCCUGUACUUUUUGUCCUAUAUACGCUGGCUGACUGGCGUUAUUUCUAGAAGUUGCAUCGUUUUUGUGUCGAUUCGAUUCACAGGCGUCACUCUAAAUUUUAGUGCGUUGUGCAACAAGCUUUAUCAACCUUCAUGCUUGUCUAUAAUCCCGCUCAAAUAUUUUUUAUGUUGCCAUCAGUGUGGGACGACGCUUGCACAAUCGGGGUGAAAAAAACUGCCGCAGGAACUGACACGUGAUGUCAUGGCCCGCGUGUGGAGCAUAUUUCCAAUGCGGUCGUCAGCUGCUGCAAUGACCAAGAUUUGAGGAGAUGGACCAAUACUGGCGGCGGAUGCGUAGUGUGUAGGCGUGCCAUUUCGAAGAAUAGGCAAUAAAGAGUUGUAUUUAUGA